AUGGCGGGGACGUCAUACGAUGCGUCCAUUGGCCUACUUUCCGAUGCCUCCUUUUUGUCGACUUUGGUUGCCUCCUUCUUCGUCAUUAUCUGCUCCGAGCUCGGCGAUAAGACGUUCAUGAUCACUGGGUUGCUCGCGAUGAAGGAGGGAAACGCGCUCUACGUCUUCUUCGGCUCCAUCGCCGCACUCUGGCUGAUGACGGGCCUGAGUGCCGUGGGCGGCGUUCUGCUCCCAGCGAUCCUCUCGCGAGAAAUCACGCACUGGCUGAUGAUUGGGAUGCUGGCCGUCUUCGGCGUGAAGAUGUUACUGGAGGGCUUUUCUGCGGAGAUCGGAGACACCGGCGAAGAACUGUCCCGUCUCGAAAAAGAACUGGCGUUGAAAAAAGACGCGCCGACAGAAAUGACUACGCAAGGCCGCCCAAGCAAGCAGGCCGAGUCCGCGGCCCCGACGCAAAGCGACGGCGACGGCCUUCAGACACGUCAUGCGCCUACCGCGACAGCGGACGACGACGCGACUCCUCUCAAGGCUGCGCCCUCCGCGGGCCGCGAGCUCAGCCGCGCUGGCCCCGAAGAAGCCGGCAGUUGCAGCGUUUUUUGCAAGAGCGGCCGCAUGCUCUACGCGGCUGCUGCUUCGUUCCUCAGCCCCGUCUUCCUGCAAAGCUUCGGCCUCACCUUCGUCGCCGAAUGGGGCGACCGAUCGCAAAUCUCCACCUUUGCGCUCGCGGCAGACAGAAGCGUCGUGGGCGUCUUUCUGGGAGCUGCGCUGGGCCAUGCGCUGUGCACCGCGCUGGCCGUUCUGGGAGGGAAGGUUCUGGCUUCGCGGAUCUCCGAGAGAAUCGUCCUGCUCACGGGAGGAGUCAUGUUUAUCCUCUUUGCGAUCUUCGGCGCCGUUCUCGAUCUGUGA
This is a messenger RNA of Neospora caninum, 903 nucleotides long. RefSeq lists its product as hypothetical. Gene Ontology annotation, biological process: Golgi calcium ion transport; calcium ion transmembrane transport; manganese ion transmembrane transport. The record is from RefSeq and is a predicted model, not a curated record. Gene Ontology annotation, molecular function: calcium ion transmembrane transporter activity; manganese ion transmembrane transporter activity. Gene Ontology annotation, cellular component: Golgi apparatus. NCBI's taxonomy places the organism in Eukaryota, Apicomplexa, Conoidasida, Eucoccidiorida, Sarcocystidae. The transcript has 6 exons. The coding region runs from base 1 to 903 and encodes 300 amino acids.